Molecule: messenger RNA, 678 nt
Organism: Sungouiella intermedia
Lineage: Eukaryota; Fungi; Ascomycota; Pichiomycetes; Serinales; Metschnikowiaceae
Source: the annotation of a GenBank genome assembly
AUGAGAAGUAUAAAAGCCGUUGUUGUCGGUGACGGAGGCGUCGGAAAAACCUGCCUCUUGAUCUCUUACACCACAAACACCUUCCCCAAUGACUAUAUCCCCACUGUUUUUGACAACUACUCGGCGUCGGUGAUGAUCGAUGGUGAGCCCAUAAAAUUGGGUCUCUGGGAUACCGCAGGCCAGUCCGAAUACGAUCGUUUGAGACCGUUGUCAUACCCGCAAACUGAAGUGUUUUUGUGCUGUUUCUCGGUGGUCAGCCCGGAAUCCUUUCAGAACGUCAAGGACAAGUGGAUUCCAGAGAUUUUACAUCACUCGCCCAAGGGGAUCUUGAUUAUCUUGGUAGGCACUAAGGCAGACUUGAGAGAUGACUACCACGUGUUGGAUGAGUUGCUGGAACGUGGCCAGAAACCCACCACCCUCGCUCAGGGCCAGAAAUUGGCCAAAGACGUAGGUGCCAUUCGCUACAUCGAAUGCUCGGCUGCUACCCUGUCGGGCAUCCAGGAACUCUUUGACUUUGCCAUCCGGUCCGUAUUGGAACCUCCCACCUCCAAGCAGGAGACCAAGGAGACGUUUAGUGCACCUCUGCAACAGCAGAACUCCAAACCCAAUGCCGGCUCCACAACAAUUAAUGACAGAAGGAGGAAGAUCCGCAAGGCCAAGAAGUGUACUAUUUUGUAG